This is a messenger RNA of Alternaria rosae, 1684 nucleotides long. RefSeq lists its product as uncharacterized. The record is from RefSeq and is a predicted model, not a curated record. Bases 237 to 1412 code for a protein of 391 amino acids. The transcript is spliced from 2 exons. NCBI's taxonomy places the organism in Eukaryota, Fungi, Ascomycota, Dothideomycetes, Pleosporales, Pleosporaceae.
CAGGUAAUUGGGUCGCACUGUUCAUAUGAGCGUGGCUUCCCGUUGUCUUUUCGUUUCUGUUGAGUUCUCGACCCCACUGACAAAUUUCCCUUCACACUGGGGGGGCGUUACGAGACAGAACGUUCCAUGCAUACUACAACAGCAGGUUUCCUCGCUAUAAACAUACUCGCCUUUGUUCGUACCACGUGAAAAGCUUUGACUCAACUCGAUUGCUUCAUUCGUUGCGACUUCACGCGAUGGCGACCGUUUCAACCGACUUCCUAGAUGUGGACGAACGUAAUCGGAAUCCCAAUCAUACUCGGUCGCGCUCAGGAGGCUACGUUGAUAUCAUAGAAGAAAAGGCGAGAUGGGAUCGGAGGAGUCGCGAACAAGAAAUGAAACGCUAUCAUGACAGUCGGCAUGGUACAGCCUCAUCUACACGAAUUUCUAAUUCACCUACAACGCCUGAUCGACUCGGUGUCCCAGUCUUCGAAACUACUGGGAGGAUGCGAUCGAGUUCAGAAGCUGGCCAAAGGGACAGAAGGCCGGAACGACGGUACAACACUCAGGAGGUGCGGCCCAGCGCUGUACCAAUCUCCGGAUACGAUUUGACCAGCGAGCCAGUUCUGUCAAGUCAACUACCUGUGAGAUAUGAAGGGAAGCCACAGCACCAGAAGAAACCCAGUAUCAAGGUGGAAAUACACCAAGACAAUCCUCCAUUGCCCACUAGCGGUCUGGCUUUCAGGGUGAAGAGAAGCCCGAGUGCUAGCCCUCGAUCACCUACUGCACGACCUGAACUUCAAUACCAGUAUGCGACGCUACAGAACAAACUGGACCAGAUCAGUGGCACAUGUGCGCCAUACAUGGACGUUGAGGCUGCGGAACCUCAAGAUCUCACGUUCGAGAAGAUAGUAGAGCACACCAAAGCUUUUGCUUUCGACCUGCAAGUGUGGGCUCAUCUUGCGAACCUCGAUGGUAUCGCAAGGCCGGAUUCGCGCAAGAGGGAAGUCGUGGACGCCGCGUCGCGAAGCCUGGAUCGCCUGUUGUAUCUCGUAGCGGAACUGAACGACGCUUGCUCCAAGGCCAAGCCGAGGGACCUGAAGUUCAAAAGUCUUGCCGAGGUUGACGAUGACAAAUUGUUCGAAGAUGAAGAUGACAGCAGCGGUGAGCCAGACCCUAUGGAAACCUUGAGCUUCAUCAUUCACUCCAGCUUAGCCGGCAUUGAGCUGCAACUCCAGAACUUGAAGAGGUUGAGCCGAACAUUGCAAGAGGCCACACCGGAUGCGAAAGAGGAGGUCGUCGCAGUCGCGAAGCUCGUAACAGAGACGGUGAGGUACUUUGGCUCGCGAGAAGCACUAGAUCGUUAUGGGAUCGACGAGAAGAUCUCUGGGAGGAGAGGUUUGGAAGAAGCAAGGUACACGAACUCGCAUUAGCCGGGUGAAGUUUGGGAGUGCUGUGAACAUGAGGAAUUCAACUAGCGUUUUGCACAAGCUGAUAAUGGAGUUGAGUUACGCUGUGAGGAGGUCGCAUCAAAGCGUCAAGUUGGUGACAAGGAAUGGAAAAGUGUUGGGGUGGCUGCCACGCUGCGAACUCGCUUUAGUGUCGGCUCCACAACUGAAAGCUUGGAAGGCAUGACGUAGCACAACAAUGUUUAGACCCAAGUAUCAUCACAACUAAUGCAACUCCAAUCUUCAGCGGGACUCCC